AUGGAGUGCUUUCUGAAUGCCAGGGCACAAGAGAUUGCAGACGGAGGAAUCAUGGUACUCGUCAUUCCAGGCCGGCCCAAUACUGUUCCUCAUUCUGACUCUGUGGGAAAUGUGAGCUUUCAACUUAUAGGGUCUUGCCUCAUGGACAUGGCUAGGAAGGUGAGCAAUGUAAGUGAUAAAGUAGAUACAUUUAACUUUCCUGUGUAUUACAUGACUCCCCAAGAACUGGAAGCUGCUGUAGAACGAAAUGAAUAUUUUAGUUUAAAGAAGUUGGAAACGGUACCUCACAUUCGGAUUCCUCCCACUGUCUCUCCAAGCCAACUCUUUGUAUCUCACGCGAGAGCUGCCCUUGAGGAAGUCAUCAAGCAGCAAUUCGGAGAAGAAAUCUUAGAUGAGCUCUUUGACUCGUAUCUCAAGAAACUUGAAGUGCAACCCUCCAUCAUUGCGUCAGCGACUGAAACUGCAAUCAUCUUUCUUGCCGUGCUUAAGCGCAAGUAA
Messenger RNA from Malus domestica (apple), 498 nucleotides. The record is from RefSeq and is a predicted model, not a curated record. Lineage: Eukaryota; Viridiplantae; Streptophyta; Magnoliopsida; Rosales; Rosaceae.